AUGAGCCAGCCGCGGCCGGACGAGUUCAAGCCUCCCCGGGAGUGCCCGGUCUUCGAGCCCAGCUGGGAAGAAUUUGGAGAUCCUUUUGCUUUCAUCAAUAAGAUCCGUCCCAUCGCCGAAAAAACAGGCAUUUGCAAAGUCCGGCCACCUCCGGGCUGGCAGCCUCCAUUUGCUUGUGAUGUUGACAAACUUCACUUUGUUCCUCGCAUCCAGAGGCUCAAUGAACUGGAGGCACAGACCAGAGUCAAGCUCAUCUUGGACCAGAUUGCCAAAUUUUGGGAUUCAGGAUGUUCCCUGAAGAUUCCUCAUGUUGAGAGGAAGAUUUUGGAUUUAUAUAAGCUAAACAAGCUUGUAGCAGAUGAGGGUGGAUUUGACAUUGUCUGUCAGGACAGGCGAUGGACCAAGAUUGCACUACAAAUGGGCUUCGCUCCUGGCAAAGCUGUUGGCUCACACCUGCGAGCGCAUUAUGAGAAAAUCCUCUAUCCCUACAAUCUCUUUCAGAGCGGAGCAAACCUGCUGGCACCAGAGCCAGCUUCCAAACUGAUGCGUUUGGAGGCUGAUCCUGAACUUGAAAAGUGUGUUCAGAAACCAGCCCAGCCAGUACUGAGUCCAGGGGAGAAUCCAGACACCAAAGAGCACAAGCUCCAAGACCAGGGUCUGAGGCAGCCUGUCCAGAUGCCUGAGACCUGCCCCUCUGCUCGCAGAGCCAAACGCAUGAAGGCUGAGGCUGUCUUUGUGAAGACUGAACCUGGUGAAGUAGGGGACAACAAGCCGAACCUGAGGCGAAGGAUGGGCUUUGUUGCCAAACCGGAACCAGAAAAAGAGAUUCCCAUUCCAGUGAAACAGGAACCAGUCGAAACCAAGGAACCAGUUAAAGAUGUUUCCCACAAGUCACGUUACAAGAAGAUCCUCCCUCCACUACUUCCAAGCCCAGUGGACCUGGUCGUGUGUCUGGUUUGUGGCAGUGGGGGAGAUGAGGACCGUCUGUUGCUGUGUGACGGCUGUGACGACAGCUACCACACCUUCUGCCUGAUCCCUCCACUGCACGACGUACCCAGAGGAGACUGGAGGUGUCCCAAGUGUCUGGCUCAGGAAUGCAACAAACCUCAUGAGGCAUUCGGCUUUGAGCAGGCUUACAGAGACUAUUCCUUGCGGGCAUUUGGACAAAUGGCUGAUGCGUUCAAAUCCGACUACUUCAACAUGCCAGUUCAUAUGGUUCCCACGGAGCUGGUGGAGAAAGAGUUCUGGCGUUUGGUGGGAGCCAUCGAGGAGGACGUUACUGUUGAAUAUGGGGCGGAUAUCGCCUCAAAGGAGUUUGGGAGUGGAUUCCCCAUUCCCAAUGGGAAGUUUAAAGUUUCCCCAGCUGAUGAGAAAUAUCUGAAGUGCGGCUGGAACCUCAACAACCUGGCAAUGAUGAACCCGUCUGUGCUGACUCAUGUGACAGCUGAUAUCUGUGGGAUGACGUUGCCGUGGCUUUAUGUUGGCAUGUGCUUCUCCUCCUUCUGUUGGCACAUUGAAGAUCACUGGAGCUACUCCAUUAACUACCUGCACUGGGGGGAGCCCAAAACCUGGUACGGCGCUCCCGGUUUUGCGGCAGAGCAGCUGGAAGAGGUGAUGAAGAAACUCGCUCCAGAACUGUUCGAGUCCCAGCCCGACCUGCUCCACCAGCUCGUCACCAUCAUGAACCCCAACACCCUCAUGGCCCACGGAGUCCCAAUUUACAGAACAAACCAGUGUGCUGGAGAGUUUGUCAUCACUUUUCCUAGAGCUUACCACAGCGGCUUCAACCAGGGCUUUAACUUCGCAGAGGCAGUUAACUUCUGCACUGUGGACUGGAUGCCUCUCGGCAGGCAGUGCGUCGACCACUAUCGUUUGCUGCAUCGGUACAAUGUGUUCUCCCACGAUGAGAUGGUGUGCAACAUGGCCUCAAAAGCAAAAACACUCGAUGUGGUCCUGGCAUCAGCGGUCCACAAGGACAUGGUCAUCAUGAUCAAAGAGGAGAAGGAGAUGAGAGAGAAAGUCAGAAAAAUGGGAGUGUUACAGUGCAAGGAGGCACAAUACGAUCAUCUCCAGGAUGAUGAGCGGCAGUGUACAAAGUGUAGGACCACCUGCUACCUGUCCGCUGUCACAUGUCCCUGCAGCCCUGGAACUCUGGUCUGUCUGCACCACAUUGCCAACCUCUGCAACUGCCAUGUCAGCAACUACACACUGAAUUACAGAUACACACUGGACGACCUGUUUCCCAUGAUGAAUGCUGUGAAGCAGCGAGCUGAGCUGUAUGAUGAAUGGGCUUCCCUCGUGACAGAGACUCUGGAGGCUAAACUGGAAAAGAAGAAAGGCCUGCCAGUGUUUCGCAACCUUCUCACUGAAUCAGAAUCCAAGAUGUUCCCCGACAACGAUCUGCUGCGUCGACUACGUCUGGUCACGCAGGAUGCGGAGAAGUGUUCCACGGUGGCACAGCAGCUGUUGAAUGGAAAGAGGCAGACCAGGUAUCGCUGUGGAAGUGGGAAAUCACGAAGCCAGCUGACUGUGGAGGAGCUGCGUUCAUUUGUGCGGCAGCUGUAUAAUCUCUCCUGCAGUCUCCCUCAAGCUCCCAUGUUGAAGGAACUCUUGAAUCGGAUUGAAGACUUUCAGCAGCAUAGUGAGAAGGUCCUGGCAGAUGAACUUCCUAGUGUCGCUGAGAUCCAGAGCCUGUUAGAUGUGAGCUUUGACUUCGACGUGGAGCUCCCUGAGCUGCCACGCCUCAGAGUGAGGCUGGAACAGGCCCGUUGGCUGGAGGCAGUGCAGCAGGCCAGCAGCCAGCCCGCCACCCUGACUCUGGAGACCAUGAGGAGACUCAUCGACCAGGGAGUAGGUCUGACCCCACAUCCGUCUGUAGAGAAAGCCAUGGCUCGGCUUCAGGAGCUGCUCACUAUGUCUGAGCACUGGGAGGACAAGGCAAGCAGCCUCCUUAAAGCCAGACCUCCACACUCCAUAGAGACUCUAAGUACAGCUGCUGAGAAGACAUCUGGCAUCCCUGCUCACCUCCCAAACUGUCUCCUCCUGAAAGACACGAUCAGAAAAGCCAGAGAGUGGCUUCAGGAAGCAGAAGAGCUCCAGACUAGUGCUUGCAUCCCGAUAGCGGAUCACCUGUCAGACAUGGUGCUCAGAGGACAAGCCAUUCAAGUCCACCUGGAGCCCUUAGACAGGCUGGAGACUUUAGUGGUAGAAGUGCAGGAAUGGAAAGAAUCGGCAGCUACAGUAUUCCAUCAGAAAGACUCAUCCCUUUCUUUACUGGAGAUACUUUGUCCAAGAUGUGAAAUUGGAAAUAUAGGAUCUCCAAAGAGGAAGGCCAAAAAAGCGAAAGAAUCACCCAAAACUAACAAAAAGAAAACGAGACUCAACAAUCUUGGUGAUGUGGAGAAAGCGCUUUCAGAGACCACUGAUUCUACCUCUGCAAUGGCGACUCUGGAGGAGCUACGGGUAAGGGAGAUGGAGGCUUUCUCCAACCUCAGGGCAGCAAACGAGUCAAAGCUCCUCCCCACUGCAGACUGCAUGGACCUGAAGGUGUGCGUUUGCCAGAAGGCUCCUAUGGGUGCAAUGCUGCAGUGUGAACUCUGCCGGGACGCCUUCCACAGUGUGUGCGUCAGAGACCCUUCGGACCCCUGCGAAGCUCAGCCGUGGCUCUGUCCGCAGUGCCAGCGAUCAGACAAACCUCCCCUGAACAAAGUCCUCCCCUUGCUGGCGUCUCUGCAGAGCAUCGGCGUGCGCCUGCCAGAGGGUGAAGCACUGCACUAUCUAGUGGAGAGGACGGUUGACUGGCAGCAGCGCGCUCAGCAGAUUUCACAGUCAUGUAAGGUACCGGAACUGGAAGACAGACCAGGAACUCCUCCCACACUGACCCGCUGGGCAACAGGCAGCCAUGAGUCCCUCAACAACACUCAGGCUCCAUGUUUGACUCCAGAAUGGAAUAGGACCAGCCAUGCUCAGACGGUGUUCUACACUGAGCAGAGAUGCAUACCUCUGCAGGGUUUGAGCCAAGAAAUGGAGGAGCUCAUGGUGGAGGGGCUUCUGCUGCAGGUUUCAGUGCCAGAAGUGCAGAGUCUCUACCAUGUUUUACUCGACCGAGCCACCAACCAGCACACAAACACAUGCAUGUCGCCACCACAGGACGAUUCAGCAGACUGUGACAAACACAUGCAGUUCACUUCUCAGGAAAAACAUCUGCCAUCAAACCAGGAUUGUGUCAACAGCUCAGAGAAGAAAGCAAAGCGACUUCUGGAGAGGGAAAAUUUGGAGACAGAGUGCAGGGGGAACGACAAAAAGCACUCGUACAAAAGACAAAAGAUGAAUAAAAAGCCCCUGCAGCGCAGGCCGGCCUCGACCUCCUCCUCUCCUCGCUCUGAUUUCUCACAGUCUGAUAACUCAGAUGAGGAAAUGGCCGUGUGUCCAGCAGAGAGGUGUCAGAUGCCAGAGGGAGACGAGGUGGAUUGGGUCCAGUGCGACGGCAGCUGUAAUCAGUGGUUUCACCAGGUCUGCGUGGGCGUCACGGCUGAGAUGGCAGAGAAGGAGGACUACAUUUGUGUCAGGUGCACACUAAGCGAUGGACGUGUCAGAAAAUGAAGAGAAACAUUUUUUUCUUUUGAAGGAUGGUAAAAGUCGCCUGUCAUGAAGCCACCAUUCUGGAUGUGUCACUGAUCCUGUACCCCCCCCACCCCCACCCCACCCCCCUUUCCUCCCAACCCUGUCCCAUCUGUCCAACACUUUUGUAACAACGGUGCUAUCUCCUCUUUGACUUGUUGUCCAGAACUAUAAUGUUUGUUAAGUUUAGGUUUUUUUUUUUGUAUUUUUACAUAUAUAAAUAUAUAUAUAUAAACACACAUAUAUAUAUAUAUAUUAUAUAUAUUUCUUUCUUCUUAUGAAUUGUUUGUGGUUGUCUAAAUGAUAAAAAAAAAACAGGAUGUGACGUGUGCUGCAUGGGAUUCCAUUACAUUGGUGGAAAGGAGUCUUACAACAUGAUGCACCCAGUACAGAGGGUUAAUCUAAAAGGGUUAUUAUUAUCUUCUCUGGAACCUCCUUGCAUGUUAAACCUGAGCUAAUGGCACAGAUGUCAAGGUUUUCAUAUUCUGUGCCACCUCCCCGCCCCCAAAAAAAUGACUAUUACAAGUUUUUUCUUUGAAAUCCAGUGUUUAGUACAUGCAUCUUAAUAUAAUUAUUCCCAUUUUUGUAGAAUAGGUUAUUUAUCUGAGCAAUAAUUUUUGUCUGAGUUAUGACUUAAAUGGCUUGAUCUCUGCUGAGUUGUGUUGGUGCUUUAGCAACGGUGUGAUGUACAGAAGUCUACGCAGAUCGACGGCUCACGGCUGUGGAGUAGCCAUGUGACAGGCUGAAGGAAAGGAAAAGAUGCUGCUGACGUGUUCGGCCCCAGCAUGUAGCCUGGCUUAGGGUACUUUAGACAGGACUUGGGGUAGCUGAAGAUGUUACAAGUUUAUAUUGUGGAAUAAAGCCCUUUUGUUCUAUGAA
Sphaeramia orbicularis (orbiculate cardinalfish) is the source of this 5499-nucleotide messenger RNA. RefSeq names its product lysine-specific demethylase 5B-B-like. Lineage: Eukaryota; Metazoa; Chordata; Actinopteri; Kurtiformes; Apogonidae. The record is from RefSeq and is a predicted model, not a curated record. Gene Ontology annotation, biological process: regulation of DNA-templated transcription; chromatin remodeling. Gene Ontology annotation, cellular component: nucleus; chromatin. Gene Ontology annotation, molecular function: DNA binding; histone H3K4me/H3K4me2/H3K4me3 demethylase activity.